ACUGAGCCACAGCAGCAGUAGGCUAGGCCUACAUACUGUACAGCAGGCCACUCACCUACACAAAGGCCUGAAAGAAGGCUACUGUGUAGCUAGACUACAGGGAGGUGCUGUAUAGAACUAAGCCUACUUUAUCAUUUGAAAGUGCAGGUAAAUCAAACUUAAACACAAAACGAUUGUGAAGAUGUCAUCUAUUCUGUUAGCACAAGAAUCUCAAAUUGAGAUCAGUUAUGCUUGUCAUGGGGAUCAGACAACUGUCCAAGAGGAUCCAUGUGAUGGUAUGAUUGAGGUACGGGUCUGUGUUGUUGGCGAUGCACUUGCUGAUAAUGUAGAUUUAACCCGCUGCUUAGAGAAAUUGAAUUUACCUGUUGUGUAUUCACCUGAUGGUAGUGAAUAUUAUCAGCCAUCAGACCAAUUUGAUACUGUGUUUGUUCUUGAUCAUUUUGAUGGGUCCUUGUUCAAGAAACUGGCACAGUCAGAACACCGGGUGGUUGGGCCAUCAUUAAUCAUGAGCUGUGCACAUAAAGAUGAGGCACUACCCUAUAACUCAAGACCAAUUUACUGUCGGCAUAUGUCGAAGCUAGUGGUCUGCUUCACUGGAUUCCUGGAGAAGGAACUUUUAAAGCGAAUGGCAGAGCUUGUCCACCAUAUGGGUGGCAGCGUUCGUAAAGACUUCACAUCCAAAGUGACUCACCUGAUAGCUAACAAUCCAGCUGGCAGUAAAUACAAGGCUGCUGUGAGCCUGGGUACCCCAAUUAUGACCCAGCAAUGGGUGCAUGAAUCAUGGAACAAACGUGAUGACAUAACAGUCAGUUCAGUUUCAGAAAACAUGAUGGUAUUUAAGAUGAAACCAUUUCACAAGUGUGUGCUGUGUUUCAUUGGAUUCUCUGAUGAAGAGCAGGAGCAAAUGGAAGGAAUUGCUGUUGAACAAGGUGGGUCUAUCUCGUCUGCUUCUGAUCAAUGCUGUACGCACAUCGUUGUCGAUGACAUCACUAUGACUUCCCUACCAUUUGAAAUACGGCCGAAAGUUACUGUCGUUAAACAGGAGUGGUUUUGGAGUAGCAUCAAGAUUGAUGCCUGUGCUGAUGCAGAUAUGUACGUCUUCAACAAGAUGGCGACGCCAGCGAAAUCGUCAUCUGUAUCGACUCCGACAUCCAAGUCUCGCAAACGACGUAGGUUGCGUGAGAGCAUUGCUCAACUAAGCCAUGAUACAGAUCACAUGGAAUCACCGGGCUUACCUCGGAAGCGUAGAUCAAGCGUACUUAACGAAACUGGGAUAUCUGCGUCAUCUGUCCUUGAUGCAUCACAGACUCCAGAAGCAUCAGUUGUGAUCAAUGGACUUUGUACACCUAUGGAAGUUGGGCAGACUCCCAAGCAACCUGUCUCACGCCGACAGCAGACCCUGAUGGAGCUCCUGCAAACAGAAACCAACUAUGUUGCUAUACUGAGUACGAUAAUAAAGGUCUUCAAAGAACCUCUUGAGCAGCACGAGGUUGGAGGACCUCUUCUUCCUCCAGAAGACAUCAAGACCAUGUUUGGUAAAGUGCCAGACAUCCACCAAGUCCACUGUCGACUCAGAGAGGACCUUCAGGAGCUUCUGAAGAACUAUUCUGAAGAGAAGAGUGUUGGAGUUAUAAUUGAAAAACAUUCGACUGACAUUAUGAAAGCAUAUCCACCAUUUGUCAACUUCUAUGAGAUUAUUAAACAGACUGUUGAGAAAUCUGAGAAGACGCGUCCUCGUUUCCACGCUUUUAUGAAAAUUCAACAAAGUAAACCAGAAUGCAGUCGUCAGAGGUUGACGGAUCUCCUGAUCAGACCGGUUCAAAGGUUACCCAGUAUGAUCCUGCUUCUCUCAGAUCUUUUACGGCGGACGGACAAAACAAACCCAGAUCAUUCCGCUUUGGGAAGAGCUCUUGAUGCUCUAAAACAAGUGACAGAUCACAUCAAUGAGGACAAACGCAAGACAGAGGGACACACACAAAUGUUUGACGUCAUCAGUGAAAUAGACGGCGUGCCGCCUACACUUUUGUCCGCACAUCGUAGCUAUGUUACAAGGAUCGAUACAAUAGAGAUCGGAGACCGUGAACAUGGCAAAGGGGAUAAUUUUUCUGAGAAAGGAGGAAGCGUGUCCAUGUUUUUAUUUACAGAUUUGUUAGAGAUCUGCAAGAGGAGGAGUAAAGCCAACUCAACAUCUUAUAAAAGUCCUGCAGUUACCAAAACAGGUCAACAUAAAUGCUAUAAACACAUAGAGGUGUUACCACUGUCUCAUAUACGAAGGGUCUUGGACAUCAAGCAAACUGAUGAUUGUAAGAAUGCUUUUGCAUUGUUAUGCAAGCCACCGAUGGAGAUAUCUGACAGGACAGACAGGCUAUUUAUGUUUACGUUAAUUGGUGAUGAGAAGAGUAAAACACAGUGGCUGAAAACACUCUGCCAACACAUGGCAAAUAUCACUUGUAAAGCUGAUUCAGCUCAUUUCUUGCUUCAAAUUGAACCAGAGGAGCUUGAACUCAGCAAGAGUGAUUUUGAAAAUAGUAAACUUGGAAAAGCUAUGAGAAAAGCAAAGAAAGCAACUAGGAAAGUUGGCAGGACAUUCUCAUGGAAAGGGACUCCACAACUCCGGUUACAGCGUGCGAUGUCAACUCUGUCAAAUGCCAGUCCCAUGCUGAAUGAGCAGGUGACGUCAAUGAUUGGUACGCCGCGAUCAAGAACGGGUAAAAGACUAGCCAGUGUUGCAACUCUCUCACGGGUUAUGUCUCCGGUACGUACACGACCACCGCACACACCAAAGAUGAUAAAAAAUGCAACCAUUGGUCCUUCAUCAUCGAGCUGGUUGUAAGGUAGCAGUUCAACGUGCGAACAAAUACUGUUGAGUCUCAAAACCUUGUUUUAUUACUGAUUAUUUACCUGCAGUGGAUCCAAACCUGUUUGUAUAUUAUUCAUGUCAACAACAAUUGGUUACAUCGGAUCCACCAGGAUGUUUUAUUUUAUUGUAGUACAAGUCAUAAAAAUUUUCUUGUGAAGGGUUUUUAAUGUAAAUCUGAGUUGUGUAUUAUAUCAGUGACUUAAAGUGGAAUUUCAAAAGAGGUUACUUUUAAAAAAUGGAUUGAAACAAAAAUGUUGUAAAUCUGAUAACUAAACCAUUUAAAAUUAAUCAAAAAUGAUAUUUAUUUCAUGUUAAUUUAUUUGAAACUCAUUCAUACAUAUGAAACUCAUUCAUACAUAACAGAAUCAUCUAUGCAUAAGAAUAUCGUUUUUGCUUUUAAAUAAAUUGAACUGAAUGUUGUUUAAUUUUUGUUUCUGAGGAAAACAGAGUUCCUUGCUGAUUGUUGAUGACAAUGAAUUUUUUCAUAAUUUGUAUCAAUAUUUGUUAAAAAAUGAAUCACUUUUAAUCAGGAAUAAGGACAAUUAUAACAGCUUCAAUUGCUUUCUCUUAAAUGUAAUUAAUUGUAUAUAGUAAUAGAUCAUUGUAAGGAGGUACUAUAGACUAUAGUAUCUUCUAAUACUAGAUAAGAAUAACUUAUCUUCUUUGAGUAUCCUCUUCUGGUGAUGGAGAUUGUUAAAAUAUAGUUGCAAUGGAUGAGAUGAGUUCAGAAUACUAAGAUGUUUCCUAGCUGUCUGUAGGAUGUGAUCUGUUGUUCAUCAAGUCAUUGGAAUACAGUAGCCGUCAAUGACCUUAACUACUUCAAAACCUUCUAUGGUUAUCGAAAACGUAAUCAUCCUAAGCUCAUGAGAUAGCUACUAAAACUGGGUGUAAUUUUUUUUAAAAUGAUGACCACUUCAAAAUGGGGUGUAAAUUUGUAUCAAAUAAAAUAUGUGCCAAAGACAAGCCAAACCAGUCACUUGAUGCAAAUAUCAAUUUUGAGUUAUUAACACAGCGUUAAAGAGUAAAAUAAGAGCUAUAAAAUGUUACAAAAAUCAUUCAAAUCUGACAUUUCCUGAUGAAGUUAAAGCUCUUAAACAUACAGCUGUUUAAAGAACAAUACUGUAUAUGAGAAAUUAGCCUUCAAAGUCGGGCAUUUCUCAUAUGCAGAAACUAUCAUCAAAUCCUUAAAAAGUGUUGUUUUAACAUUGAAAAUGGGGAAAAUAAGAGCAUACCAUGAUGUAUCAUAGAAAUAUAAAGGUUAGUUUAGUGCAGGGUGCAACAAAAUAGAUUCUCUAAAACAUGAUUUGCAACGAGUGACUGAUUUGGCUUGUCUUUGACACAUAUGUUAAUCAAAAUAUAUCGGCACGGUUAAAAAGGUCUCAAGUUUCCUGCGAGAAUCUCCCGUAAAUUGGCAUAGUCUCUCCCACUCCCGCAAUCAAGUCUAAUAAUAUCCCGAAAGUUAACGUGACCUGAAAGUCAGCUGGUCAUGGGUAAAACAACUGGUAGCAAAACAAUAAUCAAUUUGUAGUUUGAACUGCACAUUGCCCAUAUCAAUGUCAAUUGACAUAAACAAACAUAAACCACAUACACACAACAUAGGUUUAUGUUAAUUAAUCUUGGAUACGAUUGGCGCAGUUCAGACUACGAAAUAGCUUAUUGGAUGUGCUAAAUCGCUCAUUAAGUCGUAUCUCCCGGAAGUCACUUCUCAAAAUUUUGGAUCCCUGCUAAAAACACAUGUAUGUAUAUGUGCUAUCGGGUUGAAUUAAAUAGGAAUAUUUAAUAUGGUAAGUUGUAAAUAUAAUGAUAACUAAGGAAUUAUAUUGUCAAUGAUAUUUAUUUUUAAUUAUCUAAUUGCAAUUCAACGGUUGAUUGGUUUGUUAAAAGCAAUAUUUUUGGGCAGAAUUCAUGGUACUAAAUUAAAAAUCUCAAAGUUUGGAAGAAUAUACAGUAUACAUUAUAACGAUGUGAAUUAAAAAAAGUAGGUUGCAUUUUCUUGGGCUCUAUAAUGCUGCACUCUGUUAUUUCACCCUAUUAAUUAAUGUAUCAUAUUGUUUUCUCACAUGUGGCUGUAACAGUCCAAUUACAAGUUCCUAUGUAUGUUUUUUCUUUAUCAUGUUGCUUUUUUAUUAUUUCUGUGGGGAAAUUAGUGAGAUACAUACAAUCACUGUGUAAUAAGAAAACAUGAAGUUUUGAUUCAACAAUUUUAGCAAUUCCCACACUUAAGCGGGCAUGCACUAAGUCGGCUGAUCGUUACUCAAUAAAUCUAUUUCGGCUCUGUGAGCACUUGAUGUAUAUCCAUCUGCUAGUUGUCGCUGGUAACAGAUUGGGUUGUCAUUGAAAAGGACCCAUCUCGCUUGCCUUGAUUUGUGUUCCCUGUGGGAUUGUGUUGUCACAGUAUGUUUGAUUUGUUAGGAAAUUUUAUUUGAGUGUUUAUGUGUUCUAACUGCUAUCUAACCUGUUUCUAUUAUUAUUAUUAUUAUUAUUAUUAUUUUAAUGGAAAUAUAAUAUCAUACAUAAAUAAAUUAUGUGAAUAUUUCCUUUAAAAUUAUAUCUUUGUUUUUUAUAAAAAAAAAAUGUUUUCUUUGACUUGUUUUUUUUAUUUAAUUAGUUAUUAAUUAAUGCUAUCAGAUUGCUUGAAGCAUUGUGUGAAUGUUGACCUUUAACCUAGACCCUGUAAGUUACCCACACUUGCACUCAGAAAUUACCCACAAUUCCACAAUUGUUUGUAGUCUUAAUUUAUUGUAUAUAUUUUGCUUGCUUUCAACUCGCUCUCUAGUUAGAGAAGUACAUUAAGUAAUAUAUCUGAAAAAAUGUGGUUUGUGAGCAAUGUGCCUAUCUUAAUACUUUAAAAUGCUUGGUUCGUUCCUAUCUUAAUACUUUAAAAUGCUUGGUUCACUGAUUAUUCAAUAAAGAGGCAGGGCACAAAACUUAACCCUGUCAAGAUUAUCAAAUUUACUUUGACAAAAAAACUGUUGCAUGCCUGUAUAUGGUCAUGAUGUGAUGUCAUCAUGACCAUAUUUGGGCAUGUCACAUGUUUUUUGUCCAAUAAGAUUUGAUAGUCUGGGCAGGUCUUAAGUAACCACUCUCUUACCGAUUUUGAUCCAGCAGCUUAACAAUAUAAUUGCAUACUUUUACUCAGAAUAUAAUAACAACAUGUGAUGGGUGUUUGGCAUUGUUAUUACAUUUGGAAUAACAAUAGUUAGUAACAAAAUUAUAAUAUUAAUAACCGAUAAAUGAAUAUAUUAAGUUUUUAUUUAACAUAUUUUAUUUAACAUUACAAUCCGAAUACUGUACUUUUCAAUGAUAUUGGUAUAUAGACCUAAUAAGAAUACAUACUCUAUAGUACAAAAUUAAAUAUAAUUAUUCUGUCAGGUAUCUUUUAUGAUAAGUAGGUCAAGUGUUUAUAUGAGGCAUGUAGUGGUGAAGUGGUUAAGUUGUUGCACAGGCCAGUAUUGAGUAAAUGAGCUAUAAAAUAUGGGAGCUCAAAAAAUUGCCUAAAAAUCCAAAUUUGUUUUUCACUAUAGAUCAACAGUUUGAUGUCUUAUAAAUCAUGUACCAACUGGAAGUGGUCAACAAGAAGUUUAUUUAACGUUAUUUUGAUAGUUCAUUCUAUUGAACAAUGUAUGCUUUGAAAGCCACUGUACCAACAAUUAGGCUUGAAAUGUCCAAUUUCAUUGAAUGACCCCUCAUUUUAAAGAUCACAUACUCAGGUAUCUGAAAAUACAAAUAACAUGAAUUUCAAUUUUUGCUACAACUUAGCUAUUUUGCCACAACAUCCCUCACAAAAUAUUAGCAUUAUAUAGGACAAAUAUUACAAUAAUAAUUUGAAAGUAUAAUUUCAUUUUAUGGUAAAUGCUUAUUAAUAAGUAAUAUAUCAACAAUAUGUACUUAAUGACUACAUUUCUAUAUACUGUACUUUAUAUAUUACAUAAGAUCUUUCAACUAAUGUAAGUAUAUUUUGAGAAAUAUCCCACACUACAAUCUCUGAUUGAUUUGUUGAUUUGACAUAUACUGUAUACUGUAUAUGUUUUAUAUAAUACAGUAAAAUGGUUUGUAAUUCUAUAGAAUACAGUAUUCAGAUUCCACGAUUCUGUGAUAGGCCAAUGCUGUUUAAAAUGAUUAUAUGGUGUUUUUGUAUUUAAUGGUUAAUUUCUUGAAAUUAAUACAUGAUUUGUUUUGGGGUGUAUUGAGAGGACAUGAGAAUAUUAUCCUCUCUUUUGUCUGAACAUUUUUUUCUAUUGUAAUAACAGAUUUUAAAACAUCAGCAGUGCUCCUUUUUCAAAUAUUUUACCAUACAAUUAAUUUAAUUUAAUACAGGGUAAGAGAUUGUGUUGAAUAUGCUCUGCAAUGUCACUACUCUCCUUACCUUCCAAAUCCUUUCCUUCUUCUCCAUUGAUUUCAAAAUUUUGUAUCAAACUUUAUUGGCCUAAACAAUUGUAUUGCUCGUAAACGUUUGGCUUUGGGCGACCAAGAAAUUGAAACAACUGAUUUGGUCAAAUCCAGGAUUGUAAAAUGUGGACUAAGUUUAAAUAGUUUCAGUAAUAAUGUAAUCAGAUUGUUAGGGUUGUUUCAAUGAUCAGCUAAGAAUGAUAAUAGGUACCCAUUUUGAUAGUCACUGUGACAUAGGAACGCGUGUCAAUAAACAUGUUCAAAUGAUGAAAGAAA
Molecule: messenger RNA, 7525 nt
Organism: Anneissia japonica
Lineage: Eukaryota; Metazoa; Echinodermata; Crinoidea; Comatulida; Comatulidae
Product: protein ECT2-like
Exons: 21
Coding region: 182-2833 (883 amino acids)
Biological process (GO): regulation of cytokinesis, actomyosin contractile ring assembly; nervous system development; activation of GTPase activity
Cellular component (GO): nucleus; cell cortex
Molecular function (GO): guanyl-nucleotide exchange factor activity; GTPase activator activity
Source: RefSeq, a predicted model, not a curated record